UGGCGCUUUAGAUUGUCAUAGUCCAAUUUCUUUGUCCGCCAUCUUGAAAGGAGAGGCGUCUGUAGUUUUACUAAAGACGUCGAAAAGAAAGCAUGCCUCCAAAACAGUUUUCUUGUGUUCAUUGUGAUGAGAAAUUAGGAAGUCGAGCCAAACUACAAGCUCAUCUGAAACGACAUCAGAUAGAAAAACAAGAUGAUGAAACUAUCGAUACUGCUCCAGAAGUUCCUGAAAAGCAAACAAAAUUCCCUUGUAACACAUGUGACAGAAUUCUUACUACUCCAGCUUCUUUGAAACGACAUCAGAAUUCAUGCAAUAAAAUUGUGAAAAUGGAAGCAGAAGAAAUAGUUACCUUGAAAAUGGAAUUUGAAGAGGAAGAGUUUAUAAGUAAUGACAACAGUCAUAUAGAGAAAUCUGAAGAUACAGAAGAUAACAAUUUAGCCAAUCCAGAUUCUCUUAGAGCUCAUAUGAGAGAUAAGAUAACAAAUAGAGUUCAAUCAUUACUUGAUGAAACCCGGUCACGACGACGUAUUUCCAACAAUAAAUGCAAGGAGUGUGGUGUUACAAUGAGAAAGCGAUCCAAAGAUGAACGUUGCACAAAGUGUAAAAAUGCAAGUAAACAAAAUAAGCAGAUACUAGAAACAAAUGAGUUGGGAGAAGGAAAAUGUGUAGAGUGUGAUUUGACUUUCCCAGAUAAAAAAGCCUUAAUUGAACAUAACACGUCAAAUCAUAGUACAGCACAUCAAUGUGUUGUUUGUAAAAAAACAUUCAGUAGAAAAUAUCAUUUAUAUCGCCAUUUACAAAUAACUGCUUGUUCGGGUUUACCUCCACCAUCUCAUAAAUGUCAAGUUUGUGGAAAGAUUUAUACUCGUAAAGACAAUUUACGGGAACAUUUACGUGCUCAUGCUGGAGAAGUUGCCCGACGUAAGAAAUAUAAAUGUGAAUAUUGUGACAAACAAUUUCAUGGAACAUCUCUUCUUAAAAUCCAUAUUCGUACACAUACAGGAGAGAGACCAUUUUCUUGUGAAUUUUGUUCAAAGACAUUUCCUUCAGGUGGUGGCUUGGCUAAACAUAGACGAAUCCAUACAGGUGAAAAGCCGUAUGUUUGUACUGAAUGUGGAUGCAAAUUUACGUUGAAAGGAACAUUGAAUCGUCACAUGAGAAUUCAUACUGGAGUCAGACCUCAUAAAUGUGAAUUUUGUGGUAAGCAGUUCAUUCAAGCAGGAGGAUUAAAAGCUCAUCUUUUCUAUCAUACUGGACAGAAUGGUUUUCGUUGUGAACAGUGUGGUAAAACUUUUAAUCGUAAAGCCAGGUUGCAAAUGCAUAUGAAUUACGUCCAUAAUAAGAUUAAACCAUUUGAAUGUCAAGAAUGUGGCAAAUGCUUUACAAGAAAAGAAGAUCUUGCUCGUCACUAUGUUCUGCACACAGGUGAAAAACCAUUCCAGUGCCCAACCUGUUCAAAAUGUUUUGCAAUUAAACCAUCUCUAAAAUUGCAUCUUUUAACUCACACUAAAGAAGAGCCAAGGUCUUGUCACGAAUGUGGCCGUGCAUUUAUUCGAAAAGACUGUCUAUUACGUCACAUGAGAAAACGUCACAGGGAUCUUCUGGAUAAAAUAUUAAUAAGCGAGAAAGACAAGAAGUUUACAUAUCAAAGUACAUCGGGCAUGCCGUUAUCGAGGACAUUAAAUGAGCAGAGUCUUUGUGAAAGCAUACGGGAGUUGCUAAGUCUUUUGGUAGAUGAGCCAACAUUGAAAGGAUUUGGAUGGCCAGACAAACCAGUAGAUGAAGUACUAGAAUCUGUUAUUCGAAGAUGUGGUCAUACACCAGUUACUCAAGAGAAUUAUUCUUAUUUGGAUCGCUUAAGAGAAAACUCAAAAUUGUUAUUCACCGUCGUAAUUGAUGAUAAUGCUGUAAAAACAUUAUUAAAUAAUCAAACUGUUGAUGAAGUUAUUCUUCAUGUCUUGCGAUUAGCUCGAUCAUAAAUGUUUUAAGAACAAAACAUCAGCUUUCAGUUUAUUAUAUUGAUAAUGUUCUAACAUAUUAUCGUUUUUACUAGACAACUAUAUCCAUUCCAUUUAUAUUAUCAUGCAAUAUAAUAUUUUCCAACAGAUUUCUAUUACUUUUGCAUAAUAAACUUCAAAUAAGGUUUAUAUAUUAUAUAUAAAAUAUUUUUAGCUAAGAUAUUCUUGCUCAAGUAAUUGAUUUGUAGUUUCCAGAAAAAUUUUUAUUCCAAAUAAUUGAAGCAAUAAUUAAUUUUGAAUCUCUAAAAGUUCCCAUUUUUAUUAUAUUUAAACAGUAUGAUAGGCCACAAUAAAUAGGCUAAAUUUUAAGAAACUGUGUUAUGUUCACAUGGAAUUAAUUAUAAAUGUUUUAAAGUACAAUAUAAGAUUGUCUUCCGAUUCAUAAAGAAAAUUUUUGGCCCGGUAAAAAGUUAAAUCUUGUUCACUGGUUGUUAUUUCCUUUAAUUUUAAUUUUGUGAGUAUUGUAAGAAUUUUAUAUGGCUAUUUAGAAGAAUGUAUGCAUUACACAAGUAUUACUUUUUUUUUUUUUUUUUCCAUUUUGUAUAUUUCAAUAUUUAUGUGUGUACAUUAAAAAUUAAGGCAUCUAUCAAAUAACAUAAAUAUUCAGUUAUCAUUUUUUUUCCAAUGGGCUAUGCUUUCCAAAAUAUAGCCUCGCAUAUUGUAGAUAAUAAUAAUAAUAAUGUAUUUUCUUAACAAAAUAACUGACAUGUUCCUACUAAGCACAAAUUUUUGACAGAUUUUGAAUAUAUCAAUAUUUGAAAAUAGUAUUUACUGCAUAUAUAUUAUUGUAUUUUUAAUGAUAUACAAUGUUGGAAAUUAAUUCAGAUGUGCCUUAUGAAUAAUUGCUGUUUUAAUGGUUUAAAUGCAAUAAUGUUAAAUAAAAUUUUGCACAACAAUUUUAUAGAACUUCUAUUGAAAGUGCCUUAUGAUGAUUGAAUAUAUAUAAUGGCAAUUUGUUAUAUCAAAUUUAUAUAUAAAUUUUGACAUUUAUACAAUAAUAAUAUACUGUUUGUGUAUUUAUACGAGUUUGUCUUGCAUGGAUUGUGUGCCGGUCUGACAAAUUUGAUGAAAUUAUGUCAAUUUAUAAAAAAAAUUAUAUGAAUUUGUAAAAAUCCUGUAAUUGGUUCUGCAAUUUUCAAUUGUGAAUGCUGCUACUGUAAAAUAUACUCACAGUUAAAGAUAGAUUUUUAUUAAAUUGUUAAUGUACUUCAGAAAUUAAAACCAGAAUUUAUAUUGUUGUCUAUUCUUAUUUGGGAUAUAAUUACUAAUGGUGGUGAUAAAUUUUGAUAAUUUUUAACAAUGCAAUAUUGUUGAUAAUUGACAUUGUAGAAAUUAAAAAAAAAAUAGCAUUCCUUUGCUUUUAUGUCUUGAAAGUUUCAACUCUGCAAUCCAGACAAGGCUAUCUUGUACAUGAAUGUUAUCAUCAUUGCCAUAAAUUUUAUACCAUCAUUUUAUGCUAUUUGAUAUUAAAAAAGUUUAUUGUAAGGUGUGCCUUUUAUUAAAUAUUAAUACUGGAAUAGCUGAAAUAAUUAAUAAAUUGUAUUUUUGUGUGAAAAGGUCACAUUGUUUUAUUUCAGUAGAAACAUUUCAUUAGUUUUGUAAGGUUCACAACUUUGAAAUCUGUGCAUGCAUCAUUUGUUUUAAUUUGAUAUAUCUAAUAUUUUAUGGAAAUUCUGUCCAAACUUAUUGAUCAGGUAUAAAUAAUUUUGAUAUCUAUUGAUUUGUAACUGAAAUACUUUAUGUAUACUGCCAGAUUAUUUCUGCUGUUACAUGUGAAAUACCUAUGAUGAUGAUUUUAUUACAUUUCUAUGUAUUUCAAAAAUAUGAAAUAAAAUUUUAUAAGCUAAUUUCUCCAUUAUUUAACAUC
This is a messenger RNA of Centruroides sculpturatus (bark scorpion), 3885 nucleotides long. Its product is annotated as gastrula zinc finger protein XlCGF57.1-like. Bases 93 to 1979 code for a protein of 628 amino acids. Lineage: Eukaryota; Metazoa; Arthropoda; Arachnida; Scorpiones; Buthidae. The transcript has 6 exons. Gene Ontology annotation, molecular function: RNA polymerase II cis-regulatory region sequence-specific DNA binding; DNA-binding transcription factor activity. The record is from RefSeq and is a predicted model, not a curated record. Gene Ontology annotation, biological process: regulation of transcription by RNA polymerase II.